AUGUUGCCCAGGGGAGCCUCGUCCAUGCCGCCUCCUCCCAACCCCGCCGCCUACUUCCCGCCCCCCCGGGUCACUCUGCCCUCGGGGCUGGAGAUCCUGCGCACCUACUCGGGAGCCUUCAUCUUCCUGGAGAUCCUGUUUGGAACAAUAGUCUGGAUUUUGGUAGCAUCUACAAAAGUUCCACUGCCGCUGCUGCAGGGAUGGGUAAUGUUCGUAGCGGUGACUGCGUGGUUCCUCUCCAUCGUGUUCCUGUGUGUGUUCCUCUUCGGUUAUGCAAAUAGAAUUGCCGUCAACUGGAACCAGACAGACUUUCUUUUCCAUGGGGCUACUUUUGUCUUUUAUUUUGGAGCUUUUCUGCUGCAAGCAGCAACCACAUCUCUGCAUCACUUCCCCCGCAGAUUCAAUUCCACCACACACGAGAAGAUUCUAGCUGAUCAUGAAUAUAACAUAAGCAUAGCAGCCUCGAUUUUUGCCUUUGCAACAGCUGUUUGUUAUGGUUGCAGCACAGCCAUGGCAUUAAGGAGAUGGAAGCUAUAGCGGUUGAAGAGACGUUAACGCCUGAGUGUUCCACUUUAGAUCAAAUUAAAUACUACUUGUC
Molecule: messenger RNA, 598 nt
Organism: Cygnus atratus (black swan)
Lineage: Eukaryota; Metazoa; Chordata; Aves; Anseriformes; Anatidae
Gene: MAL2
Product: mal, T cell differentiation protein 2
Exons: 4
Coding region: 1-537 (178 amino acids)
Biological process (GO): myelination
Cellular component (GO): membrane
Molecular function (GO): structural constituent of myelin sheath
Source: RefSeq, a predicted model, not a curated record